UCGGAGUCCCCGCCCGCGGUGGGCGGGUGUGCGGUGGGGGAGCGGGUGCGAUGGCAGGGAGCCUGUCCGGGAUGAGUGAGGGCGGCGGGGUCCCGGUGCCGGUCCCGGUGGAGCAGGCGCUGCUCGAGACCUUCUUCUCACAGCUCGGCAUCUUGUCUCAUGACCGGGCCAAGGACUAUGUGGAGCGGGAGAAGGAGAGCAGUAAGAGCGCGGGGCCCAGCUGGGCGGCCCUGCUCUCAGCACUCGCUCAUCUGGCGGCCGCCGAGAAGGUUUAUCACUGCAUGAGCUUCCUGGGCCAGAAACUGGGUGGACAGUCGUUCUUCAGUCGGAAGGAUUCCAUCCGAACAAUCUACACUUCUCUCCACAAUGAGCUGCGCAAGUUGGCAGCCAUUGGGCGGAACACCUCGGGGGGAGCAGCCCCACACCUGGAAGAACUCCUUUCCCAUCUCUCUGAACAACUUUGCUUCUUCAUCCAAGCUCGCAUGGAAAUUGCCGACUUUUAUGAAAAGAUAUAUUCCCUGAGCACUCAGAAAUCCAUCAAUUCCGAGGAACUGGUGCGCUCCCUGGAAACUAUUUUGCAGAAAUACAGCUCAAGGUUCCAUCACCCUAUCCUCAGUCCUUUGGAGAGUACUUUUCAGCUGGAGGUGGACGUUCUGAGCCAGCUGCUGAAGGCUCAAGCUGAAAUCACUGAAUGGAAGUUCCUGCCCUCGUUACUUAACCUACACAACGCUCACUCCAAACUGCACACGUGGGGACAGACCUUUGAGAAACAGCGGGAAACCAGGAAGCACCUCUUCGGUGGCCAGACUCAGAAAGCCGUCCAGCCCCCACACCUCUUCCUCUGGCUCAUGAAGCUGAAAAACACCCUCCUGGCCAAAUUUAGCUUCUACUUCCAUGAGGCUCUGAGUCGGCAGACGACUCCAUCUGAAAUGAAGGCCUUGACAGCCAAAACCAAUCCAGACUACUGCGGGAAAAUAUCAAGCUUCAUUAGGAAGUACGAUGCUGAGAAUGUCUCUUUAAUCUUUGAUAACCGGGGGUCAGAGAGCUUCCAAGGACACGGCUACCACCAUCCACAUUCCUACAGGGAGGCUCCUAAAGGUGUGGAUCAAUACCCAGCUGUUGUUUCACUGCCCUCCGAACGCCCUCUAAUACACUGGCCCAAUGUCAUAAUGAUCAUGAGCGAUCGGGCUGGAGAGCUGAACACUUUAGACAAAGUAGUCCACUUUUAUGAUGACAAAGUACAGAGCACUUAUUUUCUGACAAGACCAGAGCCUCAAUUCACCCUGGUUGUCAUUUUUGAAUCCAGGAAAUCAGAGAAAGAUUCCCAUUUCAUUGCGUUCCUGAAUGAGCUCUCCAGCUCCUUGAAGAACUCCAAGCCAUUUGCCACCCUGAAACCUGGUUCGAAGGGCUAAUUAAAUAGCUCAGUCCUCGAUUGCACAGCUCUUUAGAAGAGGAUUGAGGAAAGCAAUAAUGUACUGGAACAGAAGCACAGCAAUUCUGAGAGGUUUGAACAGGUCAUUUUGCCAUCAGUCACUACUAGUAAAAUAUAACUCCUGUUCUUAGUGUUUUCUGAAUCUUUUAUGCCGCUUCAAUCACUGCCAAGAAUUCCAAAGUUAUACUACAAAUUUUCACUUUGCCUGCUGACAUGAAAGUCCUGUUUUUCCAAAAGCUGUUGCAGGCAUGUGAGAGGACGUAAAACAGCUGAACAUGUGAAAAGAAUGAGCUUUAGUUUUACAUCCUUGUGUGGAUUUUGUUUCAGAUUUACAACAAUUGUUUUUUGGAUUUGGUACAGUGAAUGAACUGUGUAGAAUUACGAUAAGACAAAAAAGAAGAGAUUGUAUGAAUGUGUAGAAGAGUCUUGUGUGAUGGUGCAGUAUGUUCAGACAUAGAAGCAUCCACGCUGAUCUCCUGACUUCAGUCCAGCUCUCAGGGAAGAGGGUCAGGGUGAAAAAAACAUCUGAUGCGAUGGAAACUCCACGACUUUCACACAUGUCUCGGGAGCUGGCUUCAGUGGGUGAGAUAUCUUGUAGCAAGGAAUGUCCAAAGCUGAGAAAUUGUAUUCAGGCAGGAGGGUAAAACAAUAGUGUACAUAAGAGAUAUGAAGAUAGUUCUGAGAAUAUACUGGAUUCCAGAACUCAAAAUAACGCUGCUGCUAACGCUGUUGCUUGGUUUACAGAGAAUUACUGUCCUGUCAAAGAAAAUUGAUAUCCUGUGAUCAGACAUUUAAAAGAAAUCUUGAUUUCCAACGCCUUAUAUUCUUUAAAGGAAAACUGGGAAAUUUGAAAGCUUAAUGUACUGUACCAGGAACUUUGAUGGUUUCCAGAUUUACUUUUGAGUUGACUGAAGAUUGUAAGAUUUGAGCUAUAAUAAACCAAUACUGACUAACUGCA
Messenger RNA from Callorhinchus milii (elephant shark), 2390 nucleotides. RefSeq names its product KICSTOR subunit 2 (gene kics2). Lineage: Eukaryota; Metazoa; Chordata; Chondrichthyes; Chimaeriformes; Callorhinchidae. Gene Ontology annotation, cellular component: KICSTOR complex. Gene Ontology annotation, biological process: protein localization to lysosome; cellular response to glucose starvation; cellular response to amino acid starvation. The coding region runs from base 51 to 1412 and encodes 453 amino acids. The record is from RefSeq and is a predicted model, not a curated record. The transcript has 3 exons.